AUGGCAAGCUCGCCCACGUUCACGGCAGAGUCCCUUCCACGGCUCGUCGCCGUCGACACCGUCCCGCAGGUCCUCUCCCCUCCAUCCUCGCACUCCUCGGGCUCGACCUCUCCGACGCUCGAAGAACCGCCUUCCGAGAGCGCACCUCCCGCCGCGCAGAAGAAGAAGAAAAAGAAAAAGACCAAGAAGCCGGCCAAGCCCUCCACGCAGCCGCCUUCGCCCACCAAACCAGAGGACGACCCCCUGCGCGCGCCCGUGCUGUGCAUCAGCAGGAACAAGCACUGGCGAUACAUCAGCUCCUACCACGGCCCAUGGCUACAGCUCCCCAUCGAGCUCCUCGACUCUCUCCUCGUCCUCAACCUCGACCCCGCCACCCUCCAGACCCCCGACAUCCGCAUGCCGCCUCUGCCCGCCCACAGCGUCAACCCCAUCCCCAGCUCCUUCCCCAGGAUCCGCGACCGCGGCUUCAACAGCCCCCCCGACAACAUCUUCUUCGACACGUCCCACAGCCCAUUCGCGUCCAUAUCCUCGUCUCCGCUCCCUGCGCCCCCGCCGGGAAAGGCCAUGCCCCCGCCCAUAGACCCCGGCGCGUUCCGCUCCGUCACCACCAUCCGCCGGCUCAUCGACGAGGCAGCCGAGCUUUCCGUUCGGGCCAGCUCCGGCCUCUCCGCCGUCGCUCUCGGCUCUAUGCGGAGCGGUGGGCCCUCUAGCAUGAACGGCAGCCCGUGGGCCAUCGCCCAAUCGCUCGGUAUCAACCCUCUCGGAGACGGUGGCGGAAGAAACGUCACCAUGUCCGCUAUGCGCAUCCACAGGCUGCGCGCUCUGGCGGUCCAGAAGCUCGCCGCCGCGUAUAGGACAGACGAGAUCGCCUCCAGCGUGAUGGUCAUGCAGGGUGGCAGCGUGUUCGACGACAUAGCCGAGCGUGUGCUCAAAGUCGACCCGAACGAUGCCGACGCUAAAUACGUGCACUUCUUUCACGAAAAAAUACCGUCCAGGCAGCUGGCAGAGUCGACGACGACGCAGGUCCUGGACGAGCUCAUCGCGGUCAACCCCCAUCGACUGGAGCUGUACCGCACGCGGGGCAUCGUCUCUACCUUCCGAGACGAGUACAUUCUCGCGACCCGGGACUUCACUCAUGCCCUCAAAGAGGCGCGCGCCGUCCGCAAAGCGCGCACCCUCCACCGGCACAAUAUUAUUUCGCCCCAAGGGAACGGCAAGAACUCGAGGAAAAAGAAGGGGGACACGCGGAAAAAAACGAACGGACAGGCCCCGCCCAACGGCACCAGCGCCUCAGCAGACGGGCAUCCCAACAGCACCGAAGAUGAGCCGCUGCUCCUCCAUCCCUCCGUCCUGCCCGACGCUCCCGAUCCCCUCGAGCACCAGCUCCUGUUCCUCCGCGGCGCUGCCUACCUCCAGCACGCCGUCUUCCUUAUCGAGCAGGCCAUCCUCAAGCUCGAAGGGAUCCGCAAGGUACCCUCGACCGACGGGACCGAGCUCCGGCUGUGCUACAUCGAGAACGGACGCUACGGCGGGGUCGAGAUUGGGAACCCCGACGGCCCGCUGGGGCAGCGCGAGGGCGCCAAGGCGCAGGCGUACCGACAGGUGCUCGCGGAGGACGGCUUUCGCGCCCAGAUCUACAGCCUGCUGAAGAAGAGCAUCCGCGACCACGAGCGGUUCCUCGCGCACUUCGACACGCUCGAGACGGCGCCCGCCGAGCCACCGAGCGAGGACCUCGCGGCGCGCACCGCGUAUGCGUUCCUGCUCACCGAGGCGCUGCGCCCGGGCUCGCACUCGGCGCCGCCGCCGCUCCCCGACACGCCGCCGAUGUUCACGACGUACCACCCGCUGCUCGUCGAGGCGCACUUCUCGAUCCUCCUGUCCCUGCUCAUGCUCGGCGACUUCGCGCCGCUGCUCGCGACGUUCGUGCGCACCGCGAGCCUCGUCGACGGGCUCGAGGGCUACCCCGUCUUCCUCCCCCCGCGCUCGAUGGCGCAGGCCGAGUUCGUCGAGGUGCUCGAGCGCCUCGCCGGCGGCUGGCGCGCGGGCGUGCAGCCGCACUCGCUCGCGCGCGCGCAGACGAACGGGAAGCUCGCGAUCGAGGCGCCGCCCCUGCCGCCUCCUUCCCCGCCCGCAGCGUCCACACCGCCCUCCCCACGGCCGCCGACAGCCGCCGACCCACUCGGCCCCUCCUCCUCCUGCGCCUCGUCCUCGUCGCGGCAGCGCCAGCCGCCAUCGUCCCAGCCCCAGUCCGGCCGCGAGACGCCCGUGUCCGUGUCCGUGUCGGGCGCGCCGGGCGUCGACCUCGCCACGGCGCUCGACUGCGUACGGAUCCUGCUCGCGCCGGUGGCGAAGCGGCAGCGCGAGCGCGCGGAGCGGGCGGCGUCGGAGAAGGCGAGCGGGAAGAAGAAGCUGGCGCCGAUCAACAUCCCGCUGCAUGGCCCGCGGGUGGAGAUCGUGCUGGCGUGGGUGGCGGCGGUGUGGCUCGUCGAGCUGGAGGGCGUUGCGUGAUCGGAGGGUGCCUCGGCGGAUACAUAUCAUCAUGUCUUUCUGGAGUGGUGCCGUUGGGUAGGGGUGGUGUCGUUGUGACUUCGAGCGCGCUCGGUGGCUUGGCUUGAUGCGAGCGUUUUUUUUUUUGCGUGCAGGCCCCGUCUUUCGAUUUAAGAUUAUGUUUAUUGUUGGGUCGUUUACGCUUGCUGGUGAGCAUGGUCAAAUGAAUCAAGAUGCGUUGUAUGCAUGUAGUGCUCGUCAAACACCGUGCUGGGGCUGCCUGCGAACAAGGCAUGAGGGGGAGAGAGGGUCCUGAGAGGCUGUGAUCGCCGCCGCAGGCGCAGUUCGCGAGUUCAUGCGGCUCGGGGAGUGUGAUGCCCGCAAUCCUCCGGCGUCGGCGGCUGAUACUGUACGAUGAUCAGCGAGUGUUCGCGGCAGGCGGCUGGCCGACACGGGGCAUGGAGUGGGUAUGGACAGCACCACGUACGGGCCAUCUGAUGGACACGCCGCGCCCACGGCGCUGGACGACCCCAUCGGCCGCACACGCUAUGAUAGCUACAGUGCGGAUCUGUGAGUAACUAAGCAGGCAGCGCACUCCUCCUGCAUCCUGCUAUACCGGACCUAGCGCCC
This is a messenger RNA of Heterobasidion irregulare TC 32-1, 3117 nucleotides long. RefSeq lists its product as uncharacterized. The coding region runs from base 1 to 2508 and encodes 835 amino acids. NCBI's taxonomy places the organism in Eukaryota, Fungi, Basidiomycota, Agaricomycetes, Russulales, Bondarzewiaceae. The record is from RefSeq and is a predicted model, not a curated record. The transcript is spliced from 4 exons.